AUGAUGGUUCUCAGGCGAUCUGCUCGCCUAAGCGCAACACCCAGCAAGGCCGCAUCGCCCCUAUUGCAAGCCCGCACUCAGACAAACAAAGCCGGCAGGGCUCCGCCCAGCAGCAGCAAAGGAGUGACCAAGGCGCGAAAAGCACCGGAGAAGAACAAGGGUGCCUUGAACUCGAAAGUGAAAAAGACCCCCCUCCCGCCUAAGGCGACAACAGCACCAGCAGCCGGGGACGGCACUGCGGGCGGACAUGAAGCAGCAGCGCCCCAGAACAUCUUCGAUCCAUCCACCACCACGACUAGCUCUACCAACCGGUCGCUGCAUUCUACCCCUCCGCCUCUCGACCGACCCGUCGAGCUUCACGGGACAAAUGCCCCCCUCCUCACGCCCCAUGGCUCUUCGGUUGUUGCGUAUCCGCCCGGUAGCAGCACCGAGGACGCCUCUCCCAGGAAGACCGGUCGACCUCGUCCGACGGCCACUACGGGCACGCUCCUAGACCAAGCCCUCGCGCACUUGAUCGCCGCGGACUCGCGACUCGAGCCCGUCAUCAACCAGCAUCCGUGUCCCCUCUUCUCGCCCGAGGGACUGGCCGAGCCGAUCGAUCCGUUCCGCGCUCUGGUCGUCAGCAUCAUCGGACAGCAGGUGUCAGGCGCGGCGGCCAAAUCGAUCCGCGACAAAUUCGUCGCCCUGUUCAAUACGACGACCGAAGGUCAAGGAGAUGAUCCUGCGAACUCCGGGGGGAAUAUUCGAUUCCCCACCCCCGAGGAGAUCAUCCGGCUUGAUAUCCCCACGCUGCGGACGGCAGGUCUCUCCCAGCGCAAGGCCGAGUAUAUCCAGGGGCUCUCGCAGAAGUUCGUAGACGGGGACCUGAGUGCCCGGAUGCUGGUGAAUGCCAGUGAUGAGGAACUGUUCCAGAAACUGAUCGCCGUCCGAGGCCUGGGCCAGUGGUCCGUCGAGAUGUUCGCCUGCUUCGCCCUGAAGCGCAUAGAUGUGUUCUCGACUGGUGAUCUGGGUGUGCAAAGAGGCUGUGCCGCAUUCGUGGGUAAGGAUGUGAGUAAGCUCAAGGCAAAGGGAGGCGGUAAGUUCAAGUAUAUGGCCGAGAAAGACAUGUUGGAGUUGGCAGCGAAAUUCGCCCCAUACAGGAGCCUUUUCAUGUGGUACAUGUGGCGGGUAGAGAACGUAGACAUUGCUGUAUUGAAUCCAUGA
This is a messenger RNA of Aspergillus affinis, 1203 nucleotides long. RefSeq names its product DNA-3-methyladenine glycosylase II (gene alkA). The coding region runs from base 1 to 1203 and encodes 400 amino acids. The record is from RefSeq and is a predicted model, not a curated record. NCBI's taxonomy places the organism in Eukaryota, Fungi, Ascomycota, Eurotiomycetes, Eurotiales, Aspergillaceae. Gene Ontology annotation, molecular function: alkylated DNA binding; DNA-7-methylguanine glycosylase activity; DNA-3-methyladenine glycosylase activity. Gene Ontology annotation, biological process: base-excision repair, AP site formation; DNA alkylation repair; base-excision repair. Gene Ontology annotation, cellular component: nucleus; protein-DNA complex. The transcript has 3 exons.